AAAGAAGAGCAAAGCCACAGAGCAGCUCAUCAGAUGCAAACAAAGAAGAUAGGAUAAGAUUUCCUUAUCAACUUGCAUUCACUCUCGGAAAACCAUCAUUCCAUUCAAGAUGGCUGCAUUAACAACCCUCUCCGCCACAAUGCUCAGCACCACCUUCUUAAACCGCCAUCAACCGGUUGUCACCAGUCUCCGAGCCAACACGGGUAGAUCCCUCUUUGGGCUCAAGUCAUCCGGCCGAGGCCGGGUGACUUGCAUGGCUUUUUACAAAGUGAAGCUGAUAACACCAGAAGGUGAGCAUGAAUUCGAGUGUCCAAGUGAUAUUUACAUUCUCGACCAUGCUAUAGAGGAGGAGAAUAUCGAUCUUCCCUACUCUUGCAGAGCCGGGUCAUGCUCUAGUUGUCUUGGAAAAGUUGUUUCAGGCUCAGUGGAUCAAACUGACGGGAGCUUUCUUGAUGAUGACCAGAUGGAGGCUGGUUAUGUUCUCACUUGUGUGGCUCAUCCUACCUCUGAUGUAACAAUUGAAACCCACAAGGAGGAGGAUAUUUUCGAGCCGUUUGGACAAGUUUAAAAAAAGUGAUUUCUUGCUUAAAAUAAAGAAGUGUUUGAAAAAGAAGUAAAAGCUUUGAGUAGAAGUUAACUUUCUCAGCUUCUUAAAAGUGCUUCUACUUGUUUAAAUAAACCGGUCAAAAAAAGCAGAAGACGAAAGCAGCUUCUGCUUCUUAAAAAAACAUGCCCUUUUUAAAUAUCACAAUCCAUCAUCGUCUGUUUGGUUUUUGCUAAUUUCUUUGCUUGUCCUGUGUAUGUACUCUGCUUUUUUACUAAAUAUGUUUGAUUUCAUUCAAAUUAUGCAUGACAGUUUGAACAUC
Daucus carota subsp. sativus is the source of this 866-nucleotide messenger RNA. Its product is annotated as ferredoxin-like. Gene Ontology annotation, cellular component: chloroplast. The transcript has a single exon. Gene Ontology annotation, biological process: electron transport chain. NCBI's taxonomy places the organism in Eukaryota, Viridiplantae, Streptophyta, Magnoliopsida, Apiales, Apiaceae. Gene Ontology annotation, molecular function: electron transfer activity; 2 iron, 2 sulfur cluster binding. The coding region runs from base 110 to 568 and encodes 152 amino acids. The record is from RefSeq and is a predicted model, not a curated record.